GUCACUCUCUCACAGCUAAAGUUAGCAGGGGUUUUCUUAUGGAUCUGUCUUACCCGAGCUGAAAUCUAGUGGAAACCCAGAAGACAGCAGAGAGGGGAAAUAAAUCUGGAAUGGGAUGUUCAGCAAGCACAUAUGGAUGUGAUGGUCAGGGGUCCAGACAUUUUUGGCUGUAUAGUGUAACUUUAUUGUAGACUAGUUUUCCUUGCUGAAUUUUUAGAGCUGUCACAGUGAACUGAGUGAACAGCUCCAGGGUCCCAGGGUCGCAGGUUCGAUCCUGGGCUUAGGUUACUGUCUUGGUGGAGAUUGUGUGCAUGUUCUCCCCCUGUCUGCGUGGGUUUCCUCCUCCUCCUAAAAACAUUAGGUGGAUAGAUUGGCUAAGAUAAAUUGCUCCUAGGUGUGAAUGAAUGUGUGUGUGUGUGUGUGUGCAUGGUGGCCCUUAUGGAUUUGCGUCCCAUCCAGGGUAUUGUCAAAAGCCCCUGACCUUUUUGUAGAUUGAACACGGUUCACUUCACAAAUAAAAUAGGUUUUAUGAGUUUUAAUUUGUUCUCCCAGUACUAGAAAGUCGUCUGUCCGUGUGGUAGAUUACCACUUACUCCUCUCCUCACACGUUCAUUCGGCUCCCUGCACUUCUGAAGCCCUGGCUUUAUGGGUCAGGUAUUUAAUCAGCCUGCUGUGGAACAGUUCCUGUUCUGGCCGCCAGGGGGUGCUGCUGUCAGUCUGCAGGUUUCAACAACCGCGUUAAACAGCAGGCAUUAUUAACAAUAAUACAACUGUUCAGCGAAAUUGAGAAUUUAAUUCUAACUUCUAAGCUUAAUAACUCUUCACAGUUUACAAUGUCACUUUUUAAGUUUGUAGUUUUGGCGAAAUUAAAUAACUUGAAUCAAUAAAAUAUACGUCAUAAAUGUAUAAAUACACUUACAUUAUUCAGAGCGGUGUUGCUGUAAAUGACUAUCUAGCUAACUUACUAGCUAGCUAUUUUAUCUAGAUUUGAUAUAGCCAUAGGCAAAUGUCUGAUAACAUCUGUUACUGUGGUGGUAUCUAGUGCUGGCCAAAUCAGUUGUUCCUACUUGAGCAAGCUAUAAUUAAUAGUUAAAUCAGAGAUUGGUUGGCUAGCUUGCUACACCUCAGUUAAUUCAUCACUUUGUCCUAAUGAAUAUGUUUGUAGCCUUGUAGCACAUUGCUUGCAGUAUGCGUCAUAUAAGCUAACAGCUUACACCAUAAUAUAUGUAACCCUGGGUAAAUAUGGGUUACUAAAGAUAUUACUGAUUGACAGUAUCUUUGAUUAAUAUCUAUGUACAUGUUUCAACAGGACAAGGUUUGAGUUUGUAUGUAACUGUCUCUUUAAGAGUGAGAACCCCUUAUUAUAAUGUUUGUAUACUGAUAUGGUUGAGCAAAGCUAUUCCUAUCUGAUUAGCUGUAAAAGUUGUGGUCCCGCCUCCCAUACUGGAAGGAGGAUUCUGAUUGGAUGGUUGAUUUAUCAUUCAAGGGAAGAACAGGUGAAGCGGCGGAGGAGAACGGUUCCGCAAGUUUUCCUCCGUUGAAAAAAACUCUUUAGUGAAGUUAUUUUGUUUGUAUGCUGGGUGUUUUCACUUUGGAAUUCACUGUGUGAGUGUUUUUAAUACAUUUAGGUGUUUAUUUUGAGUAUUUUAUGUGAGUUUGUGAGAUUUAGUGUCGCGCGAGACGGCACUUGCCGUGUUUGUUUAUGUUUGAACGGAAAGUUGGUUAUUACGGUUAACGGCGGAUGAACUGCAGAGAGAGAGAGAGACGGGAGUGAGUGGGCGUGGUUCGGAGGAGGACAUCACUGACAUCAUUGGAGGACAGAUCCCAGGUAGAGCCCUGAUCUCCUCGCGAUCGAGAGUUCCUCUGGCUCCGAGGGAGAGGAGACAGCGAUUCAGAGGAGGCUGCAGUCGCACCCUAGCAACGUCUCAGGCCUGCAUCGCUGGUGUUGGAGAAAUGGAAAACAGGACACUGAGAGGUUAUUCCCAAGUACUCCAAGCAGAACCACCAAAAACAACUUUGUUCAGAAAAGAGAAAAGAGGUAUAACAUACAGAAUCCCAGCUCUAAUCUACAUUAAUGAUGGCCAAACUUUUCUUGCUUUUGCUGAGAAAAGAACAUCAUCACGUGAUCAGGACGCCACUCUCCUGGUCAUGAGGAGGGGAACACGGCAGAAUGGGUCCAUUCAGUGGUCACCUGUUCAGGAGCUUAGCACAGCUUGUUUGCCAAGACAUCGCACCAUGAACCCGUGUCCGGUGUAUGAGAAAGAAUCUAAGACACUCUUUCUGUUCUUUAUCUGUGUGUUGGGUAAGACCACUGAGAAUCACCAGAUUUGCACAGGUAAGAACAAGGCUCGGCUGUGUUAUGUCACUAGCAAGGACAGAGGGCAGAAUUGGAGCAGCACGACAGACUUGACAGAAAGUGUGAUUGGACAUGAGAUUGGAAAUUGGGCCACGUUUGCUGUUGGACCUGGGCACGGCAUUCAAAUGAAGACUGGCAGACUCAUCAUUCCUGCUUAUGUCUAUUAUAUUCAUUGUCGAUGUUUCCCCUGUCAUUUUCCACUUUAUGUAAAAUCCCAUGCUUUUGCAUUCUAUAGUGAAGAUUGUGGGACGACGUGGUACUUUGGAGAAAGAUUAAGUACCGAGUCUUGCGAGUGUGAGAUGGCAGAGAUUGUAGGCCAGGAGUCCAAGAGUGAGCUGUACUGCAAUGCACGAAGCACUAAAGGUCAUAGAGUUGAGGCUUUGAGCGAGAGCAGUGGAGCAGCUUUUGAUCGACCUCAUUUUGCACAGAAGCUAGUAGAGCCCUCUCGUGGCUGCCAGGGUAGUGUGGUGAGCUUUGCUGCCCCUGAGGAACAAGACCACUGUUUAACACCAAAUACAAAGACUUGGCUCCUUUAUACCCAUCCAACUGACAGAAUGAAGAGAAAGGCUCUUGGGGUGUAUUUGAAUAAAUCUCCUCUUACUGCUUCUGGAUGGAGCAAACCAUGGAUCAUCCAUCACGGCCCCAGUGGAUACUCAGAUCUGUCUCCGUGUGAGGAGCCCAAUCGCUUUGCUUGCCUCAUGGAAUGUGGGAAGAAGAGUGAACUUGAAGAAAUAGCCUUUGUGGAGUUUUCUCUCCGUGAUAUCAUGAACAAUCAGUAGCUAUGUUUACAUGCUUAUUAAUAAUCUUAGAAAAAUCAUCAUGUAUAUCUAAAUCAGAAUAAAUUCCUAUCAUAGUUCAUUAUAAUUCUAUUUGUAUAGUGCUUUUAACAACAGACAUGGUCACAAAUCCAGAUGGAGAUUUAGAUUCCUAAUGAGCAAGACAGAGGUGACAGGGCUUUUUGAGGAAAUGGAAAACUGCAAACAUCCUAAACUAAUGUUAGCUAUAGUUACACUUGGCAAUGUCCACAGUAAUACUGAUACAACUGAAAACUCUGGCUUAAAUACAGGACUUCUGUGUUUAUACUGUAACCAAAAAUAUUCAAUUGCCAAAAAAAGUGAAAUUCAUUUAUCUUCUUUUUUGAUUAAUUGUAGCUGGUAUGUGACAGAGGCCUAGGAAAAUUGGCAUAAAAAGGAAUAAAUGUCUAGUGUCUCCUUCCUAGUCUCAGCAUGUGACAUUCCACCCAGAGGCUAUGAUGCAUCUGAUAUCAUUUGUACACUUUUCUGGCCACAUGUCUCAGAACAUUGAAGGCUUCAGUUUGACUGGCUCUCGGUGCUGGUGGUCACGUAAAAGUUUGAACCCAGUAGACGUAAUUAGCCUUUCAGAUAUAGUUACUGGACUGAAAAAAAAAAUCAUUUUGGGUUGACAACAAAUCAGCAUGUGAAUGUAGCCAGUGAUUAGGAGUGGGGGUGAGCAAAACAAUAAGAUUUUCUUCCAAUGGCAUACUGAGCAAAC
Molecule: messenger RNA, 3868 nt
Organism: Pangasianodon hypophthalmus (striped catfish)
Lineage: Eukaryota; Metazoa; Chordata; Actinopteri; Siluriformes; Pangasiidae
Gene: neu3.1
Product: sialidase 3 (membrane sialidase), tandem duplicate 1
Exons: 3
Coding region: 1954-3135 (393 amino acids)
Biological process (GO): ganglioside catabolic process; oligosaccharide catabolic process
Cellular component (GO): lysosome; membrane; cytoplasm
Molecular function (GO): exo-alpha-sialidase activity
Source: RefSeq, a predicted model, not a curated record